UGUUGUAUUGAGUGUAGAUUAUUGGUCUCUGGGAAGCCUGGGCAGCAGUGGGGCUGUGAUGGGGCUGCUGACAGAGACUGUUCUGUGGCCUGUGGCCAUAUUCACAGUCAUCUUCAUAUUACUGGUGGACCUGAUGUGCCGGCGCCAGUGUUGGUCUUCUCGCUACCCACGGGGCCCUGUGCCAUGGCCUCUGCUGGGUAACCUGCUCCAGGUGGACCUAGAUAACAUGCCGUACAGCUUGUACAAGCUUCACAAGUGCUAUGGUGACGUGUUCAGCCUGCAGAUGGGCUGGAACCCUGUGGUUGUAAUCAACGGACUGAAGACAAUGCGGGAAGUGCUGGUGACCUAUGGAGAGGACACUGCUGACCGUCCUGAAAUGCCCACCUUUCCACACCUAGGAUAUGGACAAAAAGCUAAAGGUGUGGUCUUUGCACCUUAUGGGCCUGAGUGGAGAGAGCAGAGACGAUUCUGUGUGUCCACCCUGCGCAACUUUGGCCUGGGCAAGAAAUCGCUGGAGCAGUGGGUGACAGAGGAGGCUGGUCACCUGUGUGAUGCCUUCACUGCCCAGGCUGGGAGUCCCUUCAAUCCUUACCCUCUCCUGGACAAAGCCAUGUGCAAUGUGAUUGCAGCCUUCAUUUUUGCCCAUCGAUUUGAGUAUGGAGACCCUGGCAUUAUCAAGAUGCUGGAAGUAUUGAAAGAAAACACAAGGGAGAAAAUUGGCUUGAUCCCUGAGGUUGUGAAGAUAUUCCCAAUUCUCCUGCGCAUCCCAGGGUUGGCUGACAAAGUCUUCCCUGGGCAAAAGACAUUUCGCACUAUGGUAGAAAAGAUGGUGACUGAGCACAAGAGGACCUGGGACCCUGAGCAGCCACCUCGAGAUCUGACUGAUGCCUUUCUGGCUGAGAUGGAGAAGGCAAAGAGGAACCCUGAGAGUAGCCUCAAUGAGGCAACUCUCCCUCUGCUUAUCCUUGACUUGUUUGGAGCUGGGAUUGUGACCACUUCAAUCACUCUGACCUGGGCUCUGCUGCUCAUGAUCCUGCAUCCAGAUGUGCAGCGCCGAGUACAACAGGAAAUUGAUGAGGUCAUAGGGCAGGUGCGGUGUCCAGAGAUGGAAGACCAGGCCCGCAUGCCCUACACCAAUGCUGUCAUCCAUGAGGUGCAGCGCUUUGCAGACAUUGUCCCAGUGAGCUUGCCACACAAGACUUCUCGUGACAUUGAAGUGGAGGGCUUCCUUAUCCCCAAGGGGACGACCCUCAUCCCCAACCUGUCCUCCGUGCUGAAGGAUGAGACUGUCUGGGAGAAGCCCCUCCACUUCCAUCCUGAACACUUCCUGGAUGCCCAGGGCCACUUUGUGAAGCAUGAGGCCUUCAUGCCAUUCUCAGCAGGCCGCCGAGCAUGCCUGGGGGAGCCCCUGGCCCGCAUGGAGCUCUUCCUCUUCUUCACCUGCCUCCUGCAGCGCUUUAGCUUCUCGGUGCCUGCUGGACAUCCCCGGCCCAGUGAUUUUGGCAUCUAUGCAUUUCCAGUUUCUCCAGAGCCAUACCAGCUCUGUGCAGUGGUUCGCUAGUAAGGGACAGUGACUCCAUCCUUCUCCUAGUGUGGACUGACUAAUGUCUAAUAAACAAGUUCUUUGUCUGCAACUGA
Molecule: messenger RNA, 1638 nt
Organism: Grammomys surdaster
Lineage: Eukaryota; Metazoa; Chordata; Mammalia; Rodentia; Muridae
Product: cytochrome P450 2D3-like
Exons: 9
Coding region: 59-1561 (500 amino acids)
Biological process (GO): arachidonate metabolic process; xenobiotic metabolic process
Cellular component (GO): cytoplasm; intracellular membrane-bounded organelle
Molecular function (GO): oxidoreductase activity, acting on paired donors, with incorporation or reduction of molecular oxygen, reduced flavin or flavoprotein as one donor, and incorporation of one atom of oxygen; heme binding; iron ion binding
Source: RefSeq, a predicted model, not a curated record